This is a messenger RNA of Gossypium raimondii (Peruvian cotton), 1855 nucleotides long. RefSeq lists its product as uncharacterized. The transcript has 8 exons. The coding region runs from base 284 to 1660 and encodes 458 amino acids. Lineage: Eukaryota; Viridiplantae; Streptophyta; Magnoliopsida; Malvales; Malvaceae. The record is from RefSeq and is a predicted model, not a curated record.
UUUGGAAAUGUGGAAAAAUAUAGGCAACAAUUUGUGGUAAAACAAUUUUCAAACUUUGAAACCCAGAAGCAAUCUAUAAUCAAAACCAAAAACCCAAAAUCAUACAGCAGAAAAAAAAUUGGUAACCUGUUUCAUCUGCCCCCCUUUUCAACGGCAGUAGCAUAUAAGGGUCAUAUCUUUCCCAGAGGAAAGCCUCCAUUGUUUCUUUGUAGAGCAAGAAAUUGGAGGCGAAUCGUCUGGAAUUUUAAUCUUUUGGGGCUUUUUUUUGUUUUUUUGGUAGAAGAUGAUAAGAUGGUGGAUUUCUUCUUUUCAAUUAGCUGAGCUGUUUAUUAGCUCGGUGGUUCAUCUUUUAUAUGGGUUUUAUGUGUACAGCACUGCUGUUGCUGCGGACCUUUCACAGGCUUUGAGUGAAUGUGUUUUCAAGUCUAAUGUAAGUUUAGAGGUGAAAAAGCAAGAUCCCAGUAAGUCUACUGUUGAUGAUCUGCCUCCUAUUGUUUUGGUUCAUGGCAUUUUUGGAUUUGGCAAAGGAAAAUUCGGAAGCUUUUCAUAUUUUGGAGGGGCUGAAAAGAAAGAUGAGAGGGUUCUUGUGCCUGAUUUGGGGUCUCUCACCAGCAUAUAUGAUAGGGCUCGUGAAUUGUUCUAUUAUUUGAAAGGUGGGAGAGUUGAUUAUGGUGAACGACAUAGCAAGACUUGUGGCCACUCUCGGUUUGGUCGAAUUUAUGAACAAGGGCAUUACCCACAAUGGGAUGAAGAUCACCCUAUUCACUUUGUUGGCCAUUCAGCUGGUGCUCAGGUUGUGCGUGUCUUGCAGCAGAUGCUUGCUGAUAAGGCAUUCGAGGGAUAUGAGAAUACUUCUGAGAAUUGGGUGUUAAGCAUAACAGCCUUAUCCGGGGCUUUCAAUGGGACUACAAGAACUUAUUUAGAUGGCAUGCUGCCGGAAGAUGGGCAAAAUAUGAAACCUUUAUGUCUGCUGCAGCUAUGCCGCUUAGGAGUUAUAAUAUAUGACUGGUUGGACAUCCCCUUGCUAAAGGCCUAUUACAAUUUCGGGUUUGAUCACUUUAACUUGUCAUGGAGAAAAGCAGGUCUUUGGGGUCUUGUUGAUUGCCUCUUGGGGAAUGCAGGUCCCUGGGCUACUGGAGAUUGGAUCCUUCCUGAUCUUACGAUUCAGGGAUCGAUAAAACUGAACAGUAAUCUGCAAACCUUUCCGAAUUCGUUCUAUUUCAGCUAUGCUACAAAACGUACAAGGAAGAUCCUUGGUGUCACAGUUCCUUCUGGCAUUCUUGGUAUUCAUCCUAUGCUUUUUAUGCGAGUUCUACAGAUGAGCCUGUAUCGAUAUCCUACCGAUGUUCCUCCACCGUAUAAAGGCUACCGGGACGAGGAUUGGCAGGACAACGAUGGAGCACUUAAUACGAUAUCCAUGACUCACCCUCGUCUCCCGAUAGAACACCCAAGCUGUUCCAUUGUGAAUGAUUCUGAUUGCCAACCUUUGCAGCCAGGCAUAUGGUAUUACAAGAUUGUAGAGGCAGAUCACAUAUUUUUCAUAUUGAAUAGAGAAAGGGCAGGUGUUCAAUUUGAUCUUAUGUACGACAACAUUUUUGAGCGUUGCAGAAAACAUAUUUUUAGGAAGACUUCACAAACUUUACCCAAUGAAGCUCCAUGAAUGCUUGUUAAGCAUUUUAGAGGGUUGCAGAUAACAUUCUUUUUAGGAACAAAACUCUUACAAACUUAGUGACAAAACAUUUUAUUUGUCACCAACUCUUGUAAGCCCAUGACUGGUGAAAAGAAGAAAUCAUUGUUAAAGUUCUCAGUAUGUUUUCUUCACUACCACCAUUAAUUGUAAUAUUUCCAUUCUUUA